AUGGCCGGAUCGGUGCCCUCCGCGUGGCCGCUCCUGGUCCUGUCACUUCUAUGGCUUUUCUGGCCCAUACCCGGAACCGGGACUGUCCGCGUGCAGGCGCCCGCUCAAGUGCAUGGCCUCUUGGGGGACUCUGUAACGCUGCCGUGCCACCUGCAGCCGCUGGGGCCCGGCAUGCAAGUGACGCAGGUGACAUGGAUGCGGCAGGAGCUGGCGGGCCAGCCCAGCAGCCUGGCGGUCUUCCAUCCGGCGCGGGGCCCCUGGUACUCCGAUCCCGGGCGGCUGGAGUUCGUGGCCAAGAGCCCUGACUUGCUCAACGCGUCUCUAGUAGUAUCCCAGUUGCGCGUAGAGGAUGAAGCCAACUACACCUGUCAGUUCGCCACGUUCCCGCAGGGCAGCUCGAGCAACAGUACCUGGCUCCGCGUGCUGGUUCAGCCCCAGAACACAGCUGAGCCCUGGAUGGAACCACCCAGUCUGUUCACCUCAGAGCCUGUGCCUGUGGCCCGCUGCAUGUCCACAGGGGGUCGCCCAGCUGCCCAAAUCACCUGGUCCUCAUACCUAAAUGGAACAGUCAAUAACAGCCAGAUAGCAGGGCCCCUGCCUGGCACAUUCACUGUCAUCAGUUUCUUGACCGUGGUGCCCUCAAGCCAAGUGGACGGCAAGAACAUCACCUGCAGAGUGGACCACGAGAGCUUCAAAGAGCCCCGCGUGCUGCCUGUGAACCUCACCGUGUUCUACCCCCCUGAGGUCAGCAUCUCUGGCUAUGAUGGCAAAUGGUACCUCAACCAGCCUGAGGCCAACCUGACCUGCAAUGUCCGAAGCAACCCAGAGCCCACGGGCUAUAACUGGAGCACGACCAAUGGUUCCCUACCACACUCUGCUGUGCCCCAGGGCGCCUGGCUCCUGAUUCAUCCUGUGGACAAGUCAAUCAACACGACUUUCAUCUGCAGUGUCACCAAUGACAUAGGGACUGGCCAGGGGGAACUGGCCAUCCUGGUCAAAGACCAGUCAGACUCAGGCAACUUACAUGUGAUCCUCAUCGUGACUGUGGUAUUUAUGGCGUUACUGGCCAUACCGUUGGAAGCGUGGCAGCCCCUCGGCUAA
This is a messenger RNA of Otolemur garnettii (small-eared galago), 1101 nucleotides long. It is a transcript of the gene PVR, whose product is annotated as poliovirus receptor. Gene Ontology annotation, cellular component: focal adhesion; apical junction complex; extracellular exosome. The coding region runs from base 1 to 1101 and encodes 366 amino acids. Gene Ontology annotation, biological process: homophilic cell-cell adhesion; coreceptor-mediated virion attachment to host cell; regulation of viral entry into host cell. The record is from RefSeq and is a predicted model, not a curated record. Lineage: Eukaryota; Metazoa; Chordata; Mammalia; Primates; Galagidae. The transcript has 8 exons. Gene Ontology annotation, molecular function: cell adhesion molecule binding.